Molecule: messenger RNA, 3847 nt
Organism: Fukomys damarensis (Damara mole-rat)
Lineage: Eukaryota; Metazoa; Chordata; Mammalia; Rodentia; Bathyergidae
Gene: Has3
Product: hyaluronan synthase 3
Exons: 9
Coding region: 1607-3268 (553 amino acids)
Biological process (GO): extracellular matrix assembly; hyaluronan biosynthetic process
Molecular function (GO): hyaluronan synthase activity
Source: RefSeq, a predicted model, not a curated record
UGAAAAUCCUUGGGAAAGUGUACUAGAAUAGUAAAAGCACAUAGUUUAUUUAAUUAAUUAAUUGAGACAGGAUCUCACCCUGUAGUUCAGGGUGGCCUUGAACUCACUAUGUGUAGCCCUGGAUGGCUUCACACUUGAAACAGUCUUCCUGCCUCAGCCUCCUGAGUGCUGGAGUGCAGGGAUUGAGGCUACCACACCCAGCUAUCACAAAUUUAAAUUUUAAAAGGCACAGAAUUUUAAGAACUCAAACAAAUGGCAGGAAGAAGUGUCUUGCCUCCCACUUCUACCUGUUUCCUCCCUCGGUGGCCACCUUCUUCCAGCUGUCCGUCCUGGUGCUCUCUCUCCAUGUCUACUACUGAGAUUCUCCUCUCCUUGCCUUUAGUCCUGUAGCUUGCCUAAUGGCUUCUACCUGGACUCCCGGUCUUGUGCUUGACCAUCCCUCUUCCUCCUCUGCUUUUCCCUCCUGGUCUUCCAGGCCCGCUGUCCACUCCUUCGCCAACAGCAGAUGGCAUCGUGGUGAGAGACAUGCAGGGCUUGGGGUAGCCAGGGCAUUGCCUUCAUGUUCAGGUUAGACUCCCGAACAUCCCACCAUUUCCCUUCUCUGCUUGCUUUUCUUUUUCUUUCUUUCUUUGUUUUUUUUUUUCCUUCUUGUCACAAAUUUGCCCUUAAGUCUGAUUAUUUAAUCAGAAAUCUCGCUUUGUAGCUUCCACUUUGCUCUUUAUCAUCCCUCCACACACAUAAUUUUGCAUAUUUUCUGAUACCUUUCUCCUGUCCUUUGCUUUAUUUGGUCACCUCUUUCCUCCACGGCUUCUUUCCUAUGGUUCUGCCCACCCAUUCGCGUGUAAGAACCACGGUACAGGGACUGCAGAGCAAAUCACAGAGGACAACAGCAAUUUCUCAAGUACCUGCUAUGUGUCGCUGCCGCACCAGGCACUCAAAGCACAGUGGUGAGCGAAGACAGGCAAACCCGCAUCCUCAGGAGACUUAUCCAUCGUGGAGGAAGAGGACAAUCAGUGAUAAACAGGGUAGAAUGUCAAGAGAAAGAAAGAGGGAAGCGAAUGUGUGAAUCUGUCCUCAUCCACCCACCUGGCUGUCCCUUUGUCUGAAACGGUCACUGAAUGAAGUGACUCAGAGCUGCCGCGGUGGAGGAUGGCUGCGACAUGGGAGUGCAUUCAGUGAAGGAGUGCACUGGGGGCUGACCCACGAGCCUGCAAAACCAGGUUCUUGGUGGCAAGUGAUAAUCCAGCCCCUGAGCUGCAGGGAUGCAGAGACCAGUCAGGAGCGUGGCUGUGGAGCCUUGGGGCCGUCUCGGCUGGGGAACUGGGAAAGUUACAGGACCUGUGAAACCUUUUUCUUACUACGCAGUUCUCAAGGAACCAGGAUAUUAUUCAGCUGAUGCAAUCCUGCCCUGGAGUGUCAUAGCAUCACGGGACCAUUGAGGUUUUAGCUGUGACGGUGGAAGCCAUUUUGUUUACGUUUGCCACCCAGCCAGCUGAUUUUGGACUGAAACCUCUAUGAACUGCAAGCUAAGAAGGUUCUGCUGCCUUGGUUUUAGAGCGUCCCCUGUCCAGCGAACAGCCCCUUGCUGUGCAGUAGUCCCGAGAAGAUGCCGGUGCAGCUGGCGACAGCCCUGCGUGUAGUAGGCACCAGCCUGUUUGCCCUGGCAGUGUUGGGCGGCAUCCUGGCAGCCUACGUGACAGGCUACCAGUUCAUCCAUACAGAAAAGCACUACCUGUCCUUCGGCCUGUAUGGCGCCAUCCUUGGCCUGCACCUGCUCAUCCAGAGCCUGUUCGCCUUCCUGGAGCAUCGGCGCAUGCGCAGAGCAGGGCGGCCGCUGAAGCUGCCUCGCUCCAGGCGGCGAGCUGUGGCGCUCUGCAUCGCUGCCUACCAGGAAGACCCUGACUACUUGCGCAAGUGCCUGCGUUCAGCCCAGCGCAUUGCCUUUCCUGACCUCAAGGUGGUCAUGGUGGUGGAUGGCAAUCGCCAGGAGGACGCCUACAUGCUGGACAUCUUCCAUGAGGUGCUGGGUGGCACUGAUCAAGCCGGCUUCUUUGUGUGGCGCAGCAACUUCCACGAGGCGGGUGAGGGUGAGACGGAGACCAGCCUGCAGGAGGGCAUGGAGCGUGUGCGGGCGGUGGUGCGGACCAGUACCUUCUCGUGUGUCAUGCAGAAGUGGGGAGGCAAGCGCGAGGUCAUGUACACAGCUUUCAAGGCCCUUGGCGACUCGGUGGACUACAUCCAGGUGUGCGACUCUGACACUGUGCUGGACCCAGCCUGCACCAUCGAGAUGCUUCGAGUCCUGGAGGAGGAUCCCCAAGUAGGGGGAGUCGGGGGAGAUGUUCAAAUCCUCAACAAAUAUGACUCAUGGAUCUCCUUCCUGAGCAGUGUGCGGUACUGGAUGGCCUUCAACGUGGAGCGGGCCUGCCAGUCCUACUUCGGCUGUGUGCAGUGUAUUAGUGGGCCCUUGGGCAUGUACCGCAAUAGCCUCCUCCAGCAAUUCCUGGAGGACUGGUACCAUCAGAAGUUCCUAGGCAGCAAGUGCAGCUUUGGGGAUGACCGGCACCUUACCAACCGAGUCCUGAGCCUUGGCUACCAGACUAAGUAUACAGCGCGCUCCAAGUGCCUCACAGAGACCCCCACUAAGUACCUCCGGUGGCUCAACCAGCAGACUCGCUGGAGCAAGUCUUACUUCCGGGAGUGGCUCUACAACUCUCUGUGGUUCCAUAAGCACCAUCUCUGGAUGACCUAUGAAUCAGUGGUCACAGGUUUCUUCCCAUUCUUCCUCAUUGCUACAGUCAUUCAGCUUUUCUACCGGGGCCGCAUCUGGAACAUUCUGCUCUUCCUGCUGACGGUGCAGCUGGUGGGCAUUAUCAAGGCUACCUACGCCUGUUUCCUCCGAGGCAAUGCAGAGAUGAUCUUCAUGUCGCUCUAUUCCCUUCUCUAUAUGUCCAGCCUCCUGCCAGCCAAGAUCUUUGCCAUUGCUACCAUCAACAAGUCUGGCUGGGGCACGUCAGGCCGAAAAACCAUUGUGGUUAACUUCAUUGGCCUCAUCCCUGUGUCCAUCUGGGUGGCAGUUCUUCUUGGGGGCCUGGCUUACACAGCUUAUUGCCAGGACCUGUUCAGCGAGACUGAGCUAGCCUUCCUUGUCUCUGGGGCCAUCCUCUAUGGCUGCUAUUGGGUCGCCCUCCUCAUGCUGUAUUUGGCUAUCAUUGCUCGGCGAUGUGGGAAGAAGCCAGAGCAGUAUAGCUUGGCUUUUGCUGAGGUGUGAUGCAGCCCCUAAGAAGAGUGGGAAAAGUGCAAUGGGUAAGGGAGGGGAGGGGGAGUGAAAGAGAAAAGACUGGGUUGGGGGGAGGAGGGAGUGCUGUGUUUUAGUUUAAUGGUCCAAAGGGACAAAUCUGAAAGGAAGAGAAUGGUGACUGUAAUGUGGCCUGGGCUGGGCAUUUCUGCUCAGGGGAGGUGACACUGCUUCUUCAGGCUCAAGACAGAGGGCAUUUGUAUGUUUUAAGGCUGCUUGUCUCCUUGCCCCUGCACAGAGGCAGUGGCCUCUAGGAAGGAUCCUGCCUCCUUCCCUGUAGUUCAGAGAGAACUCAGAAAUGUGCCAAACCAGAUGAUAGUUCCAUUCCAUAACAAUUUCUGGUGAGUGAACAGUGUCAUCCCAAGGGAAGGGGUUCUCCUAGCCCAUGUAAACAUAACCAGAGGUGGUAGAAUUUCCACUGAGAGUUCUGAGCCAAGUAAUGUCCCCUUCCUCUCCAACUGAUCAUCAAUGUAGUUAAGCUUGUGCCUGAGACACAAGUCCCAGGUGUCAGGAAACAGGGUCCAGGAAUGGUGCUUUAUGUGUUAUACUGCA